ACACAUGCCAAUGAACCUUGGAACGCCGCGUGCAGCCCCAAGGCUCCAUGGGGCCAAGGAGCGGGCACCUGCUGGGAGGCAGCCCCGAGACGGGUGCGCUUCUGCGCCUCUUCCAGAGGUGAAUGAGCCCCAGGGACACACCUCGUCGUGCGGAGGAGCAGCAGAGCCACCAGCGGAGACCAGCCCAGCCAGCCAGUGAACGCCCGAUGCCCCCUCCACCUGGCCCUCCUGGGUCCCUGCCAUGCUGAUCACCGUGUACUGCGUGCGGAGGAACCUCUCCGAGAUAGCCUUCACCCUCCAGGUCACCCCUGACUUCGAGCUCCGCAACUUCCGCGCCCUCUGCGAGCUGGAGUCCGGAGUCGCGGCUAAAGACAUGCAGCUCAUCCACAUGGAGCAACUCCUCACCGACGACAACAGCUCCCUGGAGUCGUAUGGCCUCAAAACCGGCGAUGUAGUUGUCUUACUCGAGAAGGACAGUGUGGCAUCCCGGCCUCCGGGACGAACCGCGAAGCAGUCCCGCAUAGAUUUCAGUGGCAUCGCUGUGCCCGGGACGUCCAGCUCGCGGCAGCAGCAGCAGAAGCAGCAGCAGCAGCAGAAGCAGCAGCAGCAGCAGCAGCAGCAGCAGCAGCAGGAGAAGCAGCAGCGCACCCCACCAGCAGCCCAGCAGUCCCACGGCCUGGCCAGCGGAGAGAAGGCAGCAUCUUCUCAAGGUCUGGACAGCCCCACCCUGAUCCGCAGCAUGCUGCUGUCCAACCCACACGACCUGUCCCUGCUGAAGGAACGCAACCCCCUCCUGGCAGAGGCUCUGCUCAGCGGGAACCUUGAGACGUUUUCCCAGGUCCUGAUGGAGCAGCAGAGGGAAAGGACUUUGAGAGAGCAAGAGAGGAUUCGCCUCUUCUCUUCUGACCCAUUCGAUCUGGAAGCUCAGGCCAAAAUAGAAGAAGAAAUCCGGCAACAAAACAUCGAAGAAAACAUGAACAUAGCCAUGGAGGAGGCUCCCGAGAGUUUCGGACAAGUGGCCAUGCUCUACAUUAACUGCAAAGUGAAUGGACAUCCUCUGAAGGCUUUUGUUGACUCGGGUGCCCAGAUGACCAUUAUGAGCCAGACUUGUGCCGAGAGAUGUAACAUCAUGAGGCUGGUGGAUCGACGAUGGGCUGGGAUUGCUAAAGGCGUGGGCACGCAGAGAAUUAUUGGCCGUGUUCAUCUAGCUCAGAUCCAAAUUGAAGGUGAUUUCUUACAAUGCUCUUUCUCUAUACUGGAAGAGCAGCCCAUGGAUAUGCUUCUAGGCCUAGACAUGCUCAAGAGACACCAAUGUUCCAUUGAUUUGAAGAAAAACGUGCUGGUGAUUGGCACCACUGGCACACAGACUCAUUUUCUUCCUGAAGGAGAGUUACCUUCAUGUGCUAAGAUCGUCAAUGGUACUGGGCAAGAAGAGUCUUCAGGCAAGGAAGCAGCAGAUAAUAUUAAACAUUCAUUCAUGAAUUCAGGACGGAAAAAGCAUUGAAGCAGGUUAGAAACAUGCCACCACCUUGAGGGAGCCUCAGGACCCAGGAAAUUAUAAGACAUGAGCUCACUGGCAAUGUAAUCAUUAAAGACAUCAGUAGCAACCAAACCUGGCCUUGGGACUAAGUUCUCCGUUGGGUAACUAUAUAAAUCGUGAUUGCUUGUUCUUGGCCCCUCUUCUAUUUCCCUUAUCCAAAGAUCACUGAACCUCAUCCUGGGAAGGGUCUGGAGGCUCCAGCUGAUUUCCAGAAAAUCCAUGAAAAGGAAAACCAGUCUCUUCUUUUAAAGACACUAUCCUAUCAGAUUACAGGGUGGCUUGUCCAAACAACUUACUAUUUUGCAGAUUUCCCUGGAAAAAAGCCAUUGCUGCAGAACUUACAAGGCAUCUACACGAAAUUAUUUCACAUCAGCACUAACAGUUAUUUAUACUCAGAGAAAUAUGUCUAUUUUCACAGAUUUUGUUUUCUUUGGGAAAAGUAUUAGAAAUGAUGGGUCAGUUAUACUCUUAAAUUGAUUAAUAUUAUGUCUGUUUUGAGCAGCAUAAGGGCCAAUUUCCUCAUAUUUACUUACAACUUCCCAUCCCCUGGAUUCCCCUGGAGUCAUGCUCACUGCAAUCCCCUGCUAAGGGCCAUAUUACACAGAAUAAAUUUCCUCCUAGAAUGUCAUAAAUUAAUUUUCUCUUUCCCCUGCAUUUAAGGAAGACUUGGUUGUAAAACAAAGGCAAUAAAUUAGUAUUUUUUUUUUAAAUUAUGGUACUUCUUGGAAGCCUAGUGGUUGUAUCGCAGUGGAGUGAGAGGUAGGAGCAGGCAGUGGUCCAAGUUUUCUAAUACUCAUUUCAACUAGAUCAUCUACCUUUUAAAAAAAUCUGCUUUAUAUAUUAAGCUCCUCCUGCAUACAUACUAUUUGAAGAAAGGGCUUCACUGUUAAAAUAACAUUUGGAAAAUUCUGAAUGAGAAGAUCCCUAAUGCUUCAUUCAGAUUAAAAUCUGUUCAGACAAAGCUACUCUUCAUUACUACUGAUAGUGAGAAAUGGAAGAUCCUAGACCUAAUUACAACCCAUGGCUAAAACACCUGAGAGAAAAGGUUCAGCUACCUGGGGCCAUCGGAUGCAAGGAAAAUGUUUCAGGACAAUAAUUCAUCAAGACUGGUAUUAGAACAGUGGAUUAAAAGUCAAGAAGCAUAUGUUUUGAUCCUAGCUCUUCACUACUUAGACAAUCAGUUCACCAACUUUGCAGUUCAGAUUCCUCAUCUAUAAAUUGUUUCAGAGGUGAGGGGGUCGCUUUUCAGGUGUUAAAACUCCAUUAUGAUCUAGGAUAUCUUUUAAAUUAUGCUAUUUUCCCAACAAGAUCUAAAGCCACUGAAAGCAUUUCCAAAAGCUACAGAUAAAUCCUCCCCUAUAAUCCCCACAUUCCUUUUUUGGGUUUGCUUCUUGGUGAUACUAAUCACCCUUUUUCUAAAAACAGUCACUGUUCUCUUUCAGCCACCAUCAAUUCACCUCUAAGUUUUAUUCUUUCUUAUAGGUGUUCCCAUGCUCACAUUCACCAAUCUUGUCUAUAUUUGCACCAAGAUUUACACUUAGAACUGCUAAAAAUGACCAAAUGGAUAGAUUUCUACUUUUGUUGCUAAUUAAGCACUCAAGACAAAUGCAAUAAAUGGAAAAGGAAGACAUUCAGAAUAAAGUCAGCGAUAAGCAACCUGAUAAAUUCAUAGAUUCUCUCGCAGAUAAAAAUAUGCAAGAUCCUUAGCAUCUUCUUCUGAACUCAAUUUUAAGGUCCAUUUAUGCAAAAAAUAUCUGAUUUGCAUAUGCCACAUGGGACUCUUCAAUGUCAAACACAAGUUUAUUAUAUGGUCUAUCAGGAUGUCUAGCCCCAAAAAGCUAGUGUAAAAAUCACAGAAUCUUCAAGGUAAAAGAUAAUUUACAUGACCCUGCUUUCUCAGAGGAACAUACUUUCUGAGGUAGCUAUAAUGUUUUGGAACAAGUCUCAGGUAUAAUUCUUUGUUUCUUAUUUUGAGCUGAAAUCUACUGUCCUGUAACUUCCAAUAAAUUGUCUUCAUUCUUC
This is a messenger RNA of Microcebus murinus (gray mouse lemur), 3562 nucleotides long. RefSeq names its product DDI proteasomal shuttling factor 1 (gene DDI1). Lineage: Eukaryota; Metazoa; Chordata; Mammalia; Primates; Cheirogaleidae. The record is from RefSeq and is a predicted model, not a curated record. Gene Ontology annotation, molecular function: aspartic-type endopeptidase activity; protein binding. Gene Ontology annotation, biological process: proteolysis.